GCUUAUAGCUUCCAUUGCCUGAAACAGCGAACGACAGGCAGUCGCGCUGUAGUUACGGACGGCAGGUCUAACCAUUGUUUUUAAGGAUUUUAAAGCAUUUUAAUCUCUUUUGUCUUACACGUUUAGCUAGCUGCUCACCAUGCCAUCCAGGACUUCCCUGUCUUUGCCGGAGGAUGUCAUGAAACGGCUGCAGGUGCUGGAUGAAGAUGGAGUUUCUGACGAGGAUCAUGUGAAAGAGAAGCUCAAGUUGGUGCAGGACUUCCUGCAUGUCGACGCUCAGGACCAGCUGACCAGCCUGGAAGAAAAGAUGAAAAGUUCAGAGAUGUCGAUGGAGGUCUACAUCUCUAAAGUGAAGGCCUUGCUGGGAAAAGAGCUUAAUCUUGAAAAUGGUGCACA
Messenger RNA from Micropterus salmoides (largemouth bass), 396 nucleotides. RefSeq names its product DNA (cytosine-5)-methyltransferase 1-like. The record is from RefSeq and is a predicted model, not a curated record. Lineage: Eukaryota; Metazoa; Chordata; Actinopteri; Centrarchiformes; Centrarchidae.